This is a messenger RNA of Andrographis paniculata, 402 nucleotides long. RefSeq lists its product as uncharacterized. The transcript has a single exon. The coding region runs from base 1 to 402 and encodes 133 amino acids. NCBI's taxonomy places the organism in Eukaryota, Viridiplantae, Streptophyta, Magnoliopsida, Lamiales, Acanthaceae. The record is from RefSeq and is a predicted model, not a curated record.
AUGGAUGGCGUCCCUCUUGAUGAUUCUAGCCUGUAUCAUCAGCUGGCGGAAAACCUGAUCUACCUGAUUGUCACUCGACUUGACAUUGCUUAUGUUGUUCAUGUCGUUAGUCAGUUUAUAUCUGCACCUCGGAUGACUCAUUAUUUUGUUGUUCUCUGGAUUCUUUGGUACAUCAAAGGCACUCUUCUUUAUUAUUCAGCGUAUUCGUCCUUGGUAUUGACCGGUUAUUCUGAUCUUGAUUGGGCGAACGACCCUACCGAUUGCCGCUCGACCACUGGUUUCUGUUUCUUUCUUGGCGAUUCACUUAUUUCUUGGCACAGUAAGAAACAAACAGUCGUCUCUCGGUUUAGUGCGGAGUUCGAGUAUAGAGCUUUUGUCGAUACCACUUCCGAGCUUCUGUGA